CGGGGUUUAGAGUCCCCGAGGCUACACAGCCAAAGCCCGGGGGCUGGCCUAGCCAAAAGGGGCGGGCGAGCACGGCCCGCGGGCGGCGUUCGCUGGAGCUGGUGGACCGGGCGGCUGACCGAGGGGCGGACGCGCGGCGGGGCAGACCGCUGGGGACUGCGGGCGGCGCUGUGUCCGUCGCCAUGACAGAUCAGACCUAUUGUGACCGCCUGGUGCAGGACACGCCUUUCCUGACAGGCCACGGGCGCUUGAGUGAGCAGCAGGUGGACAGGAUCAUCCUCCAGCUGAACCGUUACUACCCACAGAUCCUUACCAACAAGGAGGCGGAAAAGUUCCGGAACCCUAAGGCAUCCUUGCGUGUGCGGCUCUGUGACCUCCUGAGCCACCUGCAGCGGAGCGGUGAGCGGGACUGCCAGGAGUUCUACCGAGCCCUGUAUAUCCAUGCCCAGCCCCUGCACAGCCGCCUGCCCAGCCGCCACGCUCUGCAGAACUCAGAUUGCACAGAGCUAGACUCGGGCAGCCAGAGCGGCGAGCUGAGUAACAGGGGACCCAUGAGCUUCCUGGCUGGCCUGGGCCUUGCUGUGGGACUGGCCCUGCUCCUGUACUGCUAUCCGCCAGACCCCAAGGGCCUGCCAGGGACCCGGCGCGUCCUCGGUUUCUCGCCUGUCAUCAUCGACAGACAUGUCAGCCGCUACCUGCUGGCCUUCCUGGCAGAUGACCUAGGGGGGCUCUGACAGACCCCGGACCCAGGGCCUCACCUGCCACUCAACCAAAGAGUCCUCGAGCCGGCCCGCCAAGGGGACUGCUGCUUCUUUUUCUAAAUGCAUAUUUUUCAUUAUUUAUAAUUUGUGUAAAAAACACACCUUCACCUUACAAGGUGCUGACCAUAUUAAAUGUUCAAGUUCUCUCA
Messenger RNA from Pan troglodytes (chimpanzee), 910 nucleotides. It is a transcript of the gene CARD19, whose product is annotated as caspase recruitment domain family member 19. Lineage: Eukaryota; Metazoa; Chordata; Mammalia; Primates; Hominidae. Gene Ontology annotation, cellular component: mitochondrion. The transcript has 6 exons. Bases 183 to 734 code for a protein of 183 amino acids. The record is from RefSeq and is a predicted model, not a curated record.